Molecule: messenger RNA, 7784 nt
Organism: Pseudoliparis swirei
Lineage: Eukaryota; Metazoa; Chordata; Actinopteri; Perciformes; Liparidae
Product: dedicator of cytokinesis protein 2-like
Exons: 51
Coding region: 43-5553 (1836 amino acids)
Biological process (GO): small GTPase-mediated signal transduction; cell migration
Cellular component (GO): cytoplasm; plasma membrane
Molecular function (GO): guanyl-nucleotide exchange factor activity; small GTPase binding
Source: RefSeq, a predicted model, not a curated record
GAAAGACAAGACUCAAAAUAGAAAGUAGGGCUACAUGCAGUCAUGGCUCCUUGGACGAGGACCACCACGGAGCGGUAUGGUGUAGUCACGUGGAACUUUAUCGGCAACGGAGAGACGCAGCUUUCCCUCGAGAUCGGAGAUGCGGUCCAGAUCCAGGAGGUCUGCGAUGGAUGGUACAGAGGCUGCUUGGUUAGGAACAAUGCCCAACGGGGAGCGUUCCCUGCCAGUUAUGUUCAUCUCAAGGAGGUCGUCAUUGAAAAACAAGGAGAUCAGGAGCUAGUGAUGUCUGCAGAGAUGCCUUUGGUAAAGGAGGUUACCACCACAUUGCGGGAGUGGGGAAGCAUAUGGAAGCAACUCUUUGUGGCCAAUAAACGGAGGCGUGUGAAGCAGGUCCAGAGGCUGAUGUGUGAGCUGAUGGAGUGGCGUUCCCAGCUCCUGUCUGGCACUCUGCCCAGUGACGAAUUCAAGGAGCUCAAGCAGAAAGUCACAUCCAAGAUUGACUAUGGCAACAAGAUCCUGGAGCUGGACCAGGUGGUUCGAGAUGACAAUGGUAACAUCUUAGACCCAGAACGGGCGAGUGUCAUCAGUCUGUUUCGGGCCCACGAGGAAGCCACAGCCAAGAUUAAUGAGCGCAUCAAAGAGGAGCAAUCCAACAUCCAGACGGACCACAGCGGGAUCUCAGCACGAAUCCAGUCCUCACCCACCCACAGCCUCUACGUCUUCGUCAGGAACUUUGUCUGUCGCAUCGGAGAGGACUCGGAGCUCUUCAUGUCCCUCUAUGACCCCGUCAAACAGGCCAUCAUCAGUGAGAACUAUUUGGUACGUUGGGGCAGUAAAGGAUUCCCAAAGGAGAUUGACAUGCUCAACAACCUGAAGGUUGUCUUUACAGACCUUGGGAACAAGGACCUGUGCAGAGAGAAGAUUUACCUGAUCUGUCAGAUCGUGAGAGUUGGCAGGAUGGACCUAAAAGAGACAAACAACAAGAAAUGCACUCAAGGCCUGAGGAGGCCGUUCGGGGUGGCAGUGAUGGACAUUAGUGAUCUCAUCAAAGGGAAGGUCGAAUGCGAUGAGGAGAAACAGUUCUUCAUCCCCUUCUUCCCGGUCGUUGCUGAGAAUGACUUUCUCCACUCCUUGCUGAACAAAGUGACCGCAUUGCGAGGAGACAGUGGUGGACAAGGUCUGUGGGUGACCAUGAAGGCUCUGGUCGGGGACAUAGUCCAGAUCCGAAAGGAGUACCCUCACCUGGUGGACCGCAGCACGGCGGUGGCCCGCAAGCUGGGCUUCCCAGAGAUCAUUAUGCCGGGAGAUGUUCGCAAUGACAUCUACCUCACCUUACAGGGCGGAGACUUUGACAAAUACAACAAGACAACACAGAAGAACGUGGAGGUCAUCAUGUGGGUCUGCGAUGAGGAGGGCAAGGUCAUUCAGAACUCUAUCUGUCUAGGAGCAGGGGACAGGGUGGUCAGUGAGUACAGAUCCGUCAUCUACUACCAAAUCAAACAGCCCCGCUGGAUGGAGACAAUUAAGGUGGCAGUCCCUCUGGAAGAAAUGCACAAAAUUCAUUUACGCUUCAUGUUCAGACACCGCUCUUCUCAGGAGUCCAAGGACAAGAGUGAAAAGAACUUUGCCAUGGCCUUUGUGCGUCUGAUGAAGGAAGACGGGACAGUUCUUCAAGAUGGGCUGCAUGACCUUGUCAUCUUCAAGGGUGACAGCAAGCGCAUGGAGGAUGUGAACUGCUACUUGUCGUUGGCCUCGACCCGCCAUCACCACGGUGACACCCACAAGGUGGCGGCGUUGAACCGCAGCUCCAGCAACGUGUCGGGGAGCGGAGGCCUUUCAGUCAGCUCGAGAGACAGCUUCAGCAUCUCCACCCUGGUGUGCUCCACCAAACUCACACAGAACGUGGGCCUGCUGGGCCUGCUCAAGUGGAGGACACGACCCGAACUCCUCAGAGAAAACCUGGAGAAGCUCAAAGUAAUCGAUGGAGAGGAGGUGGUCAAGUUUCUGCAGGACACUCUGGACGCCUUGUUCAACAUCAUGAUGGAGAACUCUCAGAGUGACGACUACGACAUCCUCGUGUUUGACGCCUUGAUACACAUCAUCGGUCUGAUCGCUGACAGAAAGUUCCAGCACUUCAAUACAGUGUUGGAGGCCUACAUCAAGCAGCAUUUCAGCGCUACACUGGCCUACAAAAAGCUGAUGUCGGUGUUGAGGAGGUAUCUGGAUGUGUCCAGCCGAGGUGAACAGUGUGAGCCCAUCCUCCGAACCCUUAAAGCCCUCGAGUAUAUCUUCAAGUUCAUCGUCCGCUCACGCAUGCUCUACUCCCAGCUGUAUGAGGGGAAGGAGCAGGAGGAGUUUGAAGAGUCACUGAAGAAGCUUUUUGACUCCAUCAACAGCCUGAUGAGAACAGACUACAACACCACUCUGCUGCUCAGGGUUGCUGCUCUGAAGUACCUGCCAACAGUCCUGCAUGAUGUUGAGAAAGUGUUUGAUGCCAAACUCCUCAGUGAGCAGCUGCAUGACUUUUAUUCCUGCAUCCCUCCUGAGAAACUACAGAAACAGAAGGUGACCUCCAUGACUGAAAUUGUCAGCAGCCAACUCUUCCAGAGACAAGAGUGCCGUGAUGUGUUGUUACCCAUGAUGCUGCGGGAGCUGAGCGGGGCACUGGCCAGUAUGGCUGACGGGCCUCAUGACGAGAGGAGAAACAGUCUGGAGCUGCUCAACAACAUCCUGGAGGUCCUGAGCAGGGACAAUGUGGGGGACACAUUUCAACACAUCCAGGACAUUGUGGUGUCUCUGUUGAGGAUCAUCAUCCGGACAGUCAUCACAAUGGGUCGCGAGCAUGCUCUAAUCUCCAGAGUGGUCGCCUGCAUGACGGCUAUCCUCAGUCAGAUGAAUGAUCGUCACUAUGAUACAUACAUUGAAACCUUUGCUGGAUCCUCUGAUCUAGUGGACUUCCUGAUGGAGUCCUUCCUCCUUUUCAAGGACCUGAUUGGUAAACAUGUGUACCCCUCUGACUGGAUGGCCAUGAUCAUGGUACAGAACAGAGUGUUCCUGCGAGCCAUCAACACCUAUGCAGACACAAUGAACCAAAAGUUCCUCAAUAACGACGACUUUGAAGUCCAGUUGUGGAAUAACUACUUCCACUUGGCGGUGGCGUUUAUUACCCAGGAGUCUCUGCAGCUUCAGCACUUCUCAUCAACCAAGAGGAACAAGAUUCUGGCCAAAUAUGGAGAUAUGAGAGGACUCAUUGGAUUUGCUAUACGGGACAUCUGGUACAAACUAGGAAGUCAUAAGAUCUGUUUCAUCCCCGGCAUGGUGGGUCCCAUCCUGGAGAUGACUUUGAUCCCAGAAGAAGAGCUGAGGAGGGCCACCAUCCCCAUCUUCUUCGACAUGAUCACCUGUGAACAAGCACAUUCUGGAGACUUUCACAAGUUUGAGAAUGAGAUCAUUCUGAAGUUGGACCAUGAGGUGGAGGGUGGAGGAGGAGACGAGCAAUACAUGCAGCUACUGGAGACCAUCCUGCUGGACUGUGCUGAAGAGAAACCCACGCUGAGGCCACAGGUGCACCACUUUGUCACCUUGGUGAAGGGACUCCUGAUUCGUCUCCUUGACUACCGUACCGUGAUGAACGAUGAAAGCCGCAACAACCGCAUGAGCUGCACCGUCAACCUUCUGAACUUCUACAAGGACAUCAACCGUGAAGGGAUGUACAUCAGGUACCUUUACAAGUUGAGGGACCUUCAUCUGGAGGGUGAAAACUACACCGAGGCAGCAUACACACUGCUGCUCCACUCUCGUCUGCUCAAGUGGUUAGAUGAGAUGUGCGGCCCUCAGUUUGAGUCCCACGGCUCGCAAACCCAGCGGCAGCUCAAAGAAACGCUCUACGACACCAUCAUCGAGUACUUCGACAAGGGCAAGAUGUGGGAGGAGGCCAUCACUCUGUGUAAGGAACUAGCUGAGCAGUACGAAAACGAGAUCUUUGACUACGAGUUACUCAGCAAGAGACUGGAGAAGCAAGCCAAGUUCUAUGAAAACAUUAUGAAGAUCUUGAGGCCCAAACCAGACUACUUUGCAGUGGGCUACUACGGCCAUGGCUACCCUCCAUUCCUCAGGAACAAGGUGUUUAUCCACCGUGGCAAGGAGUACGAACGCAGGGAGGACUUUCAGAACCAGCUGAUGAGCCAGUUCCCCAGCGCCGUGCGCCUCAACACCACCACCAUCCCAGGAGAUGACGUCAGGAGCUCUCCGCUGCAGUAUAUCCAGUGUUUCACAGUGAGGCCGGUCCUGGAGAUUCCUCCUCGCCUGAAGAGCAAACCGGUUCCCGACCAGAUUAUCAACUUCUACAAAUCCAACUACGUGCAGCGUUUCCACUACUCCAGACCCGUGAGGAAAGGACCCGUGGACCCCAACAACGAGUUUGUUUCGAUGUGGAUUGAACGCACAACCUUCACCACCGUGUAUAAGCUGCCGGGGAUCCUGCGCUGGUUUGAGGCGACUGACAUGAAACAUACGACCUUGUCUCCGUUGGAGAACGCCAUAGAGACGAUGGAGUCCACCAAUGAGAAGAUUCUGACCAUGAUUAACCAAUAUCAGGCUGAUUGGACCCUUCCCAUCAACCCCCUCUCUAUGCUGCUCAAUGGCAUCGUGGACCCAGCUGUCAUGGGCGGCUUUGCCAAGUAUGAAAAGGCGUUCUUUACCGACGAGUACAACCAGCAGCACCCAGAGGACAGAGACAAAUUGCUGCGCCUCAAAGACCUCAUCGCAUGGCAGAUCCCUUUACUGGGAGGGGGGAUCUCGCUCCAUGGGAAGAGAGUGAUGGAUGACCUGCGUCCUUUCCAAGAGCGCAUGGAGGAGUGUUUCAAGCAGCUGAAGAAGAAAGUGGAGAAGGAGUACGGAGUGAGAGAGCUGCCGGACAUGGAUGAGAGGAAGUCCACUCGUCCUCGCUCCAUGCUGCGCUCCAUUCGUCAGUCCAUCAUCUCCAUCUCCUCACUGCAGGGAUCUGAAUGUGGGACUCUAACUAAGCUCCAUGCAGACAGGGAUUCCCCCCCAGAGUCGCCCUCCUGGACCUCCACCUUGUCACGCUCCAGCGGCAGCAUCAGUGCAAGUGCAGUGGUGACGGUGGGGGAUGCAGAGGUAAAGCUGAGGAAGAGUAAGAAGAAGAAGAAGAAGAGGAGCAGCAUGAUCUUCAUCACAGAGGAAAGAGAUAGGACGAGUACACUGGACUCCAAACGGCUGUCCAAGAAACAGGAGUUCCGCAGUGACACCAACCUGUCUGAGCCGAAUGAAGGAAAGGUGUUGCUGACCAACGCCAACUCCAGAUCCCUGCCCGCCAUCACAGGUCUGUCCUUGGCGGUGAUGGGGGGUGCAGAGGAGCUGGACUCUGUCAGAGCCAAGAGGGACAGUAAGAGCAUGUCUGUCUGUGUGAACUCUGACCGAACAGCCGACAGACGCUCAAAGGGCGUCAUCAACCUCCUCUUCAAGUCCAAGAGCUCCAAAUCAGAGGACGUGAAGCCCAGUGAUUCAGCCAAAGGCAGCGCCAAUCAUUUCUGAAAUCCUUUCUUUUUUUUCCUUGAGUUAUCUUUACGCGUUUGUUUUGCAAAGUUCACACAAACACAUUAUGCACACACCCACUCAUUCACUCAGUCUGACUGACAGUCUUGCUAUUGCCUUAAUAUAAUUGAUUUUACCUAUCAAUAAAGACUAUUUCUGUGGCGUGGCCUUUUCCUGGUAAUUCGAGUGAUUUCCACUGAAGCUAAAUGCCAUCUUACAGCUCUUCAAUCAAUUCUGCUUCCACAAGAACGAGCAAACACAAACAUGCUGCCGCCGUGCUUGAUUAAAAAGCUUCUUAUUAUACGUUUUUCAUCAUUGUUGUGACUGACUGAAGUUAAUGGGAAAAUAAUCACUUGAUGAAGCACAAAGGUUUACCGUGUCAUCCCAAAGGAUUUUAAACACACUGCCAAAAGGCUUUGGAGCUGAUACAACAAACAAAGUCUAAUACAUUCACAAAUAAUAGGGAGCAACAAACCUUGAAGCCCACUGUACAAAGACUACAGCGUGUGUUGUGUGCUCACAGAGACGAGACAAAACGGUUUAGCUUUUCUUUUUUUAAACCUAAAUCAUAUUAUAUAUUGUGCAUGAGUUGGAACAACUAUUUAAAUUUUUUUUUAAAUCUUAAAACGUGAAGCUUAAAAGGAAUAGUGUGUUUCCUGGCUCUAUUGAAUGUAUGUUCUAGUCUUCACAAAAUGAAUGCCCUUUUAUAUUUUGUUAUGUAGAUAUGGUGCAUUAACAGUACAAUUUAUUAGAAAAAUGUCACAUGUUAAUUACAUGUGAUGGAGUAAAUGUAACUAGUUACAACUUCUUAAAUGCCCGUUUCCUGAAAUGUUGGGCGAGUGAUUUAUUAUUUUACGAUGUCAUAGAUUUGGUUUGGUCUUUUGUGCUUGUCACUGGUAAUCUGUGUUGAUGUUGCUAGACACGAGCACAUUGGUUCCCCAAAUAAUCUGAACGCUGAGUAAGAGGGAGUGUAAACAAUGUAAGUAAUAAAGGAGGGACAGGUCUGCAGGGGCACAGAUCUCCCUGGAUCGGAGGAACUUUUGUCAUCCAGAGGAAAAAAAGUCAAGUCAAAGUCCAGAGAGUGUUGAGAUGAUUUUGUCUUUUCUCCUGCAGCAGAAGAAAGAACGUGAGGAGGAGAAACAUCGCAGCCUUUAGGCCAGUGUGAAACUUUAUUGUCUUCACUCUGCUCGCUGGUGAUACCCACGGGUACAGUCAACCUGCAGGCCCGCCCUGAUCCAUAGAACACACCGCUUCAACGUCCUGACAGGUAGUGACGAGGUGAAGCUGGCAGGAUAUUAACUGAAGUCUUACUUUCUUCAUUGACUUUAGUGACAUUUUAAUAAAAAUAUUGAGAUCAAUUCUUAAAAUAAGACCGACUGUUGCAUACGAUGAAUAUGAAUUAGUGGCCAGGGCAGUAAAUCAGAGAGAUAACAAAUCACCUACAUUGUAAAAAUGUAAUUACGUAAGGAAAAAAAUGAUUCAUAUAUGUGGAUGAAUGUCUCCCAUUUGCCCUAUGGUGGUAUUAUUUCCUCACAGCCUCUGAGCUCUGUCCUGUAGGAGUACAGACAUUCAGAGGACGAUUACGAACAACGGAGACAUUUUCCUUUCUCUUAUUAAAACUGUCAUUAUCUGGUGUUUCUCUAUUUAAAGUUGCAGAAUAGCCUUAUACAAUUCAUCCAAGUCCUGUACUGCAAUACUUCAGUCUGGGAUGUGGAUCUUCUGAUCAAACCAUUGCUCCACCACAGAGUGAUGAUAUCAGUAGAGCAAGAAAGGGAUGGAUGGGUGGCUCAGUCAAAUGAUAUGCGCUGUGUGUGUUCACAAGGGAUGAAAGCGCCGCAUUGGAUCACUGACCAACAGAUUAAUUCCCUUCUAAAAUACCAAGACUGUCUUGCAAAGUUACCUAAAUACGAAUCAAUAAAAUCUCUUGUGUAUGAAGUGAGAAAUGUGUAAAACAUUGACUUUUAAAAGUACCACCAAAGAAUCAUUAAUGGCGCUUGGCUUCAUUUAUUAUAUUCAUAUCAAAGUUAAUGAUCCUGCUCUGUGGCUUCUUGGGUUCCCCGAUGGUAAACAUGUCAAAAACUCAAGACACAACUCCUGCAAUUAUGAUGAAGUGUUACUUUGAGCCUCUGUUGUGUGGUGCCUUGUCCUAAGAAUUUCAGUGCCCAGUCUGACCCUGUGUCAUUCUGUGUAUCUGACAAUAAAAGACUUGACUUGACUUGACUUGACGGGAU